UGGGAUCGCAAGAAGCGAAAAUUCCGCACAAUUCUGCCUGCUUUCCUGGAGAUUUUGCACCAGAAGUAAAGGAAAGUUAGAAAUUUCGGUGCACCGUGUCGUUCGCUGCACACAGCCAUAACCCGUUCACUCGGUGCAUCGUGCAAUAUUCGGUUCCUGCACGGGUUUGGAUGUAACGCGUUCCGGGAUAAGUUUCCCUUGCAUGAUAAUUGGAAGUGGUGCCGUUCAGAGAAUCCCGGUAUCGACCAACUAAAAGACCGCGUAGGAGUUUACCAUUGGCCAAACGGGAGUCCUGAAACGGUGUUUUUUUUUCCUUUCCGGAUCAUUCCUGUCCUGUGGCUGUGGUGCAGGAACACGCAAGAAGGCGAUUUUUAUCGUAUCUCUCACCGCGUGUGUAUGUGUCAGUGCAUGUGUGCACAUGUGAAGUGUAUGUAUGUGUGUGUUUGUUCGGUUGUGCGUAAGUAAAAAAGUGAAUCGAGAAGGCAGUGUCGAAAGCGGGUCGCACAGUGUCGUUGUCCAACUCGCUUCCUCCCACGGGGGCUACAGUAGCAGCUUUUGCAACAGUGGCCAACAUCAUUUACGGAGACCGAGUGAUUUUAUAAUUAAUUUGUUGAUGUAUCGAAAGCAGACGGUGUAAACGACACCCGUUGACACCCAAAAAAAAAAGCCGCCGACGAUCGUGAGAUCACGCAAAAGGAGUGGCAAAACAACUAGCAGCAAAACCGCCGAAUUAAGAAGCUCUACUGGACCGCGAAGUGAAGAAAAGGAAGUGAACCAAUCGUCAAACGUUGGACCCUUCCGUGUGUACAACAGUUCUGCUAGCAAAAAGAAAAUAAGUAAAUUUGACGUAACCCGGGCAAAGGCACUUUGCCAGUUGGAUGAGCAAAAAUGAUUCUGCUGGAGAUCAACAACAGGAUUGUGGAGGAAACGCUUACAGUGAAGUUCAAAAAUGCAAUCGCAGGAAACAAGGCGGAAUCCAUCGAUGUGACGGUAGCCGACUUCGACGGGGUACUAUUUCACAUUUCCAACAUUAAUGGCGACAAAACGAAAGUGCGAACGAGCAUAUCGCUGAAGUUCUACAAGCAACUGCAAGAACAUGGUGCUGACGAGCUGCUAAAGCGCGAAUAUGGCGAUCUACUGGUUACGCCCGAGGACGGCUACAACGUGUCGGUGCUGGUUGAUCUGGAAAACAUUCCGGAACAGUGGGAAGAAACGGUACGGAAGAUAGGCCUGCUGAAGCGCAACUGUUUCGCGUCCGUGUUCGAGAAAUAUUUCGACUUCCAGUCGCAGGGCGAAGGUGAAGGCGAAGGACAAAAACGAGCGGUGAUCAACUAUCGAAAUGAUGAAACGAUGUAUGUUGAAGCAAAACCGGAUCGCGUAACGGUCGUGUUUAGUACGAUAUUCCGUGACGAAGACGACGUAGUGUUAGGUAAAGUGUUCAUGCAGGAGCUGCGCGAAGGCCGAAGAGCUUCACACACGGCGCCACAAGUAUUAUUCUCCCAUCGGGAGCCACCACUGGAACUGGCCAAUACGGGUGCAAGAGUCGGUGAAAAUAUAGGCUACGUUACGUUCGUACUAUUCCCAAGGCACACCGCGAAAGAAACGCGCGAUAAUACGAUCAAUUUAAUUCACAUGUUCCGUGAUUAUUUGCAUUAUCAUAUUAAGUGUUCGAAAGCUUACAUCCACUCCCGAAUGCGAGCAAAGACGACGGAAUUUUUAAAGGUGCUCAAUCGCGCUCGACCGGAGCCAAAAAUUACGGAAAAGAAAACAAUAACCGGCCGAACAUUCAUCAGAAAAGAAUGAUUGCGGAACCUGCCGGACGUCUAGUUGUUAAAUGUGUAAGUAUUCAAACGAACCUAAUAAAAUGGAAAAGUGUAAGAAGCAAAAAAAACUGAAGGCAUUGAAAAAAAAGUAAGGAAAAAAUGGUCUCUUCAUGGUAAGGAAACGGUUUAGCUGCAGCAGUUUAAUACAAGGAAAAUUGACGUUCCUUGAUUUACUAGGUUUUAGAGCUUCAAUGAGCAGGUUGGGAUCAUUUAUACUAAAAACAACAGAAAUGGUCCCAACUUUCUCACUUAGACUCGAAAGUCCUGUAGUAGGUACAUCUCCUUGAGUGAAAAUCGUAAAACAACCCCUGUUGGUAGUGGUUUGUUUCGAUUGUGAGUCAUGAUAGAAGAGCGUGUGUGUGUCCUCGUACAUGGUAUAAAUGGCCAAUGAAUAGUAAUUGCAAAACCUGGCAAGAAGGUGCAACAUUGUAGCAUCAAUCACACUGUAGCUGUUGCAGCGGGGAUUCCUCUUAAAUUCCUCUACGAAAAUCGAGGUAAAAUAGGUGUCCCCACCACUACGCCGAUACACAUUUGACACAUUUGGAUAGUAAAAACAAAAUUAGUCGAAAAUAUACUCUUUGAAUCGUCACCGAGACACACAUAUACACAGUCAGUAGCAUUCAUUCUUAAUCGUCGCUGCCAAUGUAAACAAAUAAAAGUGUAAAAUAUUAGGAAUCACUGUCGUUUCCGUGGACGUACGGGCAUGAAGCAAAAUUUAUGACACUAACAAAAAAUGGAAAGGAAACUCUAUAAGGCUUUCAAACACAAAUGCGGUUCAAUUUGAGGAAAGGGAGGAAAACGAAGGAGCUACUAAUAGGGUGGUAAGAAAAUUUACAGUAAGCAAAAUAUAAAUAAUUUUAUAAAAGAAAAGUACAGUAGACAAAUGCAGAGUGUGGUGAGUCCCAGCAUCGCGAUAUGUGAAGGAAAAAAACAGGUUCUAAAUGGCAUUUUGUAUUAGCGUAUUAUUCCCGGCUGACGAAUCACCUUUGGAUUGUGUCUUGGGUGUACGGGUGCGCCUGUAGGUAUGCAAAACGAUAUACUUUCAGGCUCUGUAAACCCGUUUCAUUUUCCACCGGAAUUACGUCGAUUGGUUUAAAAUACGGCUAUGCCAACGCAUUUACUAACAGCAAUGCACGCUCCUAAUGCACCUCUACAUAAGUCACAUUUAGGGCUUAAAAUGCAUGUGUAUGAUUGCUCGUUCGGUGAAGGGGAAAACAUUCCCUCAAAAAAAAAACGACGCUGCCAACGAACGCAAACAAAAAAUCGCACAAACGACGAUCAACAAGGUUAACACCAUACCGUACCGGUGGUACCAUUGUGUGAAUGAAUGCAGCAAACACACAACACUAAUCAAUUUACUAAUCAAUUGCGUAACGAGAUCAAAAUAAGAUAGCUGUUACAUGCCGUCACGACGGGGAAGGAUCGUUUGUUACAAAACCGUUCCAACUUUGACGCUAAGAAAGAGAAAGAAGAACAAAACGUUUAAAAUGAAAAUAAAAUCUAGCAUAUUAUAAGUAUUUCAUCCCCUCUCUGGGCAAAAUGAGGAAACUAAUCCGAGGUAACUAACUUCGUGCGAGAAAUUAAAGCGGAAUGAAUGCAAUACUGUGUGGACAUAGAUUGUUUUCCUCAGCAAAUUUUACCAAACUACACAAGAAACGUUGUUUACUAUUAAAACUACUACUGCUAAUAUUAUUAUUAUUAGUAGCCUUUAGUGCGAAGCCAGCAAACCGCCAGGAAAACACAAACAUGACUAAAGAGAUGGGAGAAUGAAAAUAAAUACUAGGUGAAGAUAAAGAAGAGAGCGAGUUAUUAAACGGAAGUUAGUUAAGCAAUGCAAUGGAUCCUCAUUUAAAGUGUAGUGUUCGUUCUGGUGAGAGAUUCGGGGUUUUGGAAAUUGGAAUGCCCAAUAAUACCGAUUUCUUAUUCUACCCUUUAUUACCCUUCUCCUUCACGGGAUCGAGAGCUUCUGACGACGUGAUCGGGUCGAUCGUAUUCUUCCAGUUGUUUGUAGUGUAGAGUGAGACGAAAGCGAUCGUGUAAUUGAGAUGUAAUUCGGUGGGUGUAAUUUCGGUUUGGACAACCGACUGGCGCAACACGGGCGAACAUAACUAAGAGUGAAAGUUGAUGUGCAUUUAUUAAUUCUGGCAAGCAACAAACACCCGCAGAGCAACAAAUAAACCCUAUCUUUCCUUUUCAUCAUUCCGGUUUCGAUAUUUAAAAAAUAUGCAAAAAAAGAAAACAAUUGCAGAAAUAGAGACACCUUUUUGAAGGGUGAAAUUUGGCCGAACGUCGUGUGUGUGAACUCAAAUGGCGCGAAUCCUACGAAACCCGCGCGCAGUAAUGUAAAGAUCGGUAAAAAAUCCUUCAUUGUAAAAUAGCUUCCCCUAGCUAGCUAGCGAGAAAGAACGCAAUUAUAAAUUGAUUUAUUUAGUGUUCGAACACGUGUUUCUCCCGUUUCUGUUGCGGGCCAGUACGCGACGAUGGAGACGGAAAAAAGGAUAUUUAUGUAUCCACAUGCUGCUGCUGCUGUGAGAAGGAAUCGCAACGUGUAUGGUGAUGAUGGUGGUCGGUUAGCAAACGCACCCUUAAUGUCAUGUGACAAACAAACUCGUUAAUACGCGACGCAUCGUAUCUGCGUCCCAAUCUAUUGGUUUUUACCCAAAAAAAACCAAUGCUUAGGAAAAAAAAGUGGAAAAUUAAAACCGCGAACUGUUUUACUACCCAUACGAUGUAGGAUGGGUGAAUCAACACGCGGAUUAUGUAGCAUGUGUUCCCCGAACCACCAGAUUGGAAUCGAGUCACGACAGUGAAUUAUUAGGGAAAAGAAAGAAUUAAAAUUUAAAACGGCAAAACAAAGCUCCAAAAAUGCAAUGCAAAAGAAGGCAAACAAUCUUUAAUAAAACCGAAAGCCCCAAUCAGCUAACGAGCACCUGUUUGGGAGGUGGCUAGAUAAUGGAAA
Anopheles funestus (African malaria mosquito) is the source of this 4782-nucleotide messenger RNA. It is a transcript of the gene Arpc2, whose product is annotated as probable actin-related protein 2/3 complex subunit 2. The coding region runs from base 889 to 1803 and encodes 304 amino acids. The record is from RefSeq and is a predicted model, not a curated record. Gene Ontology annotation, cellular component: Arp2/3 protein complex; actin cytoskeleton. Gene Ontology annotation, molecular function: actin filament binding; structural constituent of cytoskeleton. NCBI's taxonomy places the organism in Eukaryota, Metazoa, Arthropoda, Insecta, Diptera, Culicidae. The transcript is spliced from 7 exons. Gene Ontology annotation, biological process: Arp2/3 complex-mediated actin nucleation; actin filament polymerization.